UUGCCAUGGAGACUGGAUAUGUAUCACCAAGGAGAUCUACAGGAAUGGGAGAUUCCAGCUUGUCAAGGUCAAGGUCAGAUGUUACAGAAGACCGUCUGCUCCGGGGCGGGGUAUACAGCAGUCCUAUGCCGAUCUCCAAAGUGAAGAGCUCAAACAGGUCAUUGUCAUUUUCAAAGAAAUCCUUGUCAGAAAGUCAGCACUCUAGCCCCCCGCCAAUGCAUGAGCACCGACCCAGUUCUGCUGCAGAGCGCCCUUUUGAUGUGCGUCUCCGUCCGGAUCUGUCCCACCGGGGAGAGGAGUCUGUGUUGAUGGGAGACUCCCUGUUUGUCGAUAGUCAGCUGUCAAUGAGUACCCGAAUCAACCUGCGAGAGAAGCACGCCAAGCACCUGUCUGACCUGCGGGAAUACUACGAGGCGGAAAUGGCAGAACUGAGGUCAUCACUAAGUGCUACACAUACAUCCAGUGAAUCUGCACACGAACGAAUCCUGCGAGAAGAGAGUCAAGAACUUAAACUUCGGUGUCAGAGCUUAGACGAUCAACUACAUGAUGCCAAAGUGCGAAUAAGGGACCUAGAACAAAAAUUACAAGGUUUAGAAAUCCGUGCAACUGAUUACUCGACUCGCUAUGACGAGUCGCAGCGAACAGUGUUGAAGCUACGAGGACGGGUAGACGAACUUCACUCCUACGUCAAGGACAAGGACAGUCAGUAUAGGGAUCUGGAGUCUACAAACAGACAGCAAACCCAGGCUCUGAAAGAUGCAUACAAGCAUCAGCAGGAGUUGACGGAGAGCAGCAGGCGGGACAAAGAGGCUCUCAAGAGGUUGCUCGACAAGUACGAUGAUUUGGAAAGAGAACAUGAUAUUUUGAGGGGGCGUUUGGGGGACAGUGAUAGGAAGCUACAGCUGUCUCGCCAAGAGGUGGCAGAUCGUGAUAAGACUAUUUCCAAGUUGGAGCUUCACAGCAAACAGCUUGCGAGGGAGAAUGAGAACUUGAAACACAAGGCAGCGAUUGCACUAAGUAUGGCUUCAGCAAAGACCAGUUAUGAAGACUCAUAUGGAUAUAGCGAAAGCCAUCGCUCAGCGGAACCAAAUCAAGGGGAGAUAAUCAAUGGGAGGACUUCAGCUCCGUAUAUGUCCAUGGAAAGCAGAUUAUAUGUGAGCGAACCGGGGGGUCACAGAAGAGUCGAAUCAUCUCCCGAGUCAGAUGUUGACAGUGACAGCGGCCCCUCACCGCUACUGAAGGCUGAGAGGGAACUACGCAGACUUCAGACAGACUCCACCAGCAGCUUCAGGGAAGGCUUUCAGCCUAAACUCCAGAAGAAAUUUUACGGCAGUGAAGUGGCCUAUCCAGGUCGGUACAGAGAGGCUGCCUCCAGCUCAAAGCUUGAUUCGUCACGAUCUAAACAAAAAUACCUCGCCGGAAAGUUAUCAAACUCACCCAAACCCAAAAAUCAGAGUCGGAAUAUGUCUCGGUCAGAUACUCAAAUCAAUUCGGUAGGAACUCACAAUGGCAUCCUGUCUCCCAAGCGAACCAAACUGAAACUGCAGCCGAAGGAACAAUCCACUCCAACGAGGUUGGAUGUUAGUCUGAACAACUUGACCAAUGGUCAUGAUAGCAACCAGAAGAGCACCAAAGACAAAUUGUCACGAGCAAAGUCAGAGCAGGCAGUUCCUGCUGCUGUGGAGGCAUUGUCCAGAAGCAACCUAGGAGGCAAGUCUGUAGAGAGCACCCUGGAAAAGGUUCGAUCAGGGAAUUACGUGUCUCGGCCACAGUGGGAGGACAUAGACACAUCCAUGGCACGACCAGCCAAAUCUCAGACGUCUCCCAGACAGAACAUGACUCGAGAGGAGCGACUGAGAGAACGGCUUCAGGCUGUUGACAAACUAGAACGACACUACGAUGAUUUGCAAGCUGAGAAAAGAAAGCUGGAGUCUGCGCUAAUCAAAAUUCCAAUUCACGGUCGUAACAGGAAAAUGAUUCAAGACCAGGGUGAGCUGGAAGGGAGACUGGACCAAGUGGACAAGGAGCUAGGAUCGGUCAGAAUGUCACUCAAGCGGUUCCAGGUUCUCAAGUCAACCAUCUGAUACUUGCCUCUCAACUUACUAUGUCUUCCCAUGUGAUACAUUCCUCUCAACUAGUUUACAGACGAAUAAAUGUGCUAGUUUGUGUAUGAUGACAACCUAGCUAUUUAGAAUAUUAAUCUAUUUGUAGAUCCUAUAUUAGCUAGUUUGAAAUUCAGCAUACAAGAAGUAUGUGUGGCCAAGUUGAUCCACUUUGUAUAUCUGUGAUGGUGAAAUGUCCAAACGUGAUGUUGGUACUAUAUUCUUGUUUGAUUUCAAGACCGAAUGAGAGAGAGUUAACCCUGCUUUAAGCCGCAUGAGCAACUUUGCAGCUAUUCACGGCUAUUUCAAGACUAAUAAUUUAUUGUUAGUUAUCAAUAUGUAUUGCAUCCUCGAUAAUCUCCAGGGUAUACGUUACGAUCACUCUCCACUAUACCCUUGUUGCAUCCACGGCUUGGCCCGAUGAUUUUAUUACUUCCCUUUGCUGGCUCUGCAAUCUCACAGUAGCCAAUCAGCUAAGCCGCCAUUACAUACGAGCUUGCCAGUGUGAACAAAGAUAGCAGUUGCAGUCACGAAGGUUUGUUCGCAGUACCACUCAUAUUUUUGGAGAAAUAAUACAGACAAAUUGACAGAUCUGAAACUUUCAAAAAAUAUAUAA
This is a messenger RNA of Haliotis rubra (blacklip abalone), 2718 nucleotides long. Its product is annotated as M-phase phosphoprotein 9-like. The record is from RefSeq and is a predicted model, not a curated record. NCBI's taxonomy places the organism in Eukaryota, Metazoa, Mollusca, Gastropoda, Lepetellida, Haliotidae. Bases 6 to 2084 code for a protein of 692 amino acids. Gene Ontology annotation, cellular component: centriole. The transcript is spliced from 15 exons.